AUGACGACGAUGAUGAAGAGUAUUGCAGUGCUGUUGGUGGCUCUGGGAUGCUGCACGUGUGAACCCCAGGCUGACCCCAGCAGCUGUGCUCUCUGCUCCGUUACUCAAAGCAUCGCCAUGGUAAUGGAGAGGGUGAAGGUUCUGGAGACCAGAGUGGAGAAGAGCGAGAUGGAAGUGGAGGAGCUGAGAGGCCUUAUCGGAGGUCAGCCUCGGGUGGCUUUCUCUACCGCUCUCAGGGACUCUGGUUCUGGAGAUAUCGGACCCUUCACUGUGGCCACCCCUCUCCAAUAUAAGAAGGUCUUCUCCAACAUCGGCAGUGGCUACAAUCCAUCCACAGGUGUGUUCACAGCGCUGGUCAAAGGAAUGUACUUCUUCCGGUUCUCCAUGUUUAACAAUCUGAAAUCAACCCCCAACUCUGUUGUGAGCCUGAUGAAGAACGGUGAGCGUCUGGUGUCCGUCUGGGAUACCAGCGGGUCAGACAGCAACGACAUGGGCAGUAACGCCGUGGUGAUCGCCUUGGAGGCCGGAGACAGCGUCUAUGCAGAGCUCGCAGCCAACAGGGUCGUCUACGAUGACGGCAUGAACUACAACACCUUCAGUGGCUUCCUGCUCUUCCCCAUGUAGACUAGCUCUCAUGGUUUCAGCUUCACGCACUGCACAUGUACAGAGGGAAGUUAGUAAACCCUGUAGACUUGGUCAUUAAAUAUGGUCUGAUCUUCACUAGAAUGGCAAGAAGGAAGA
Molecule: messenger RNA, 741 nt
Organism: Engraulis encrasicolus (European anchovy)
Lineage: Eukaryota; Metazoa; Chordata; Actinopteri; Clupeiformes; Engraulidae
Product: complement C1q-like protein 2
Exons: 3
Coding region: 1-624 (207 amino acids)
Molecular function (GO): protein binding
Source: RefSeq, a predicted model, not a curated record